AAGAAAUGUGGGUUUUGCAUAAUAGGAUCCCAAUUUAAGAGGUAUUUUGAGAUAAUAAAAAAGAAAAAGCCUUGAAAAUAAAUAACAAAAAAAAAUGUCAUCUCCAAUCAUUUUGUUGGUGUAUUCCGGUGUUUUGUGUUAGUUCCUGUCCUGUGCUUUUAUUUUGGUGACUUUUCCUGUUGUGUUGGUGUUUUUUUCGUGACCGCUUCACACGUCUUUGACACAGAGCAUUUGCCCUCACCUGUUUUCGGUUUGCAAUCAGUUGAAUGUGAGCCACCAUUCUUUGUCGGGACAUUGUUUGUUUGUUGAUGCUUACUUUUCUAGAUUCUCUAGUGACCAUAGACCAUCCUUUUGGACGCUUAACGCAAGUACACUCGUACUGUUUGGACGCCGUCGGCUCCACAUUUCCUAUCUUCAGAAGAGCCGACAAAGAUGAUGAUGGUAAACUCUCGCUGGAUGAGUUCCAGGCUUUCUUCUCUGAUGGCACACUGAAUGAGGAGGAGUUGGAGAAGCUGUUCCACACCAUCGACUCUGAUAACACCAGUAAUGUUGACACUAAGGAACUCUGUGACUACUUUGCCAAGCACAUGGGGGACUAUGAGGGAGUUCUGGCCUCACUGGAGACGCUCAACCUUUCCAUCCUCAAAGCCAUGGACUUCACCAAGAAGGUUUAUGAGAGAGGAACAAACGUGGAGCAGUUCGUGACCCGUUUCCUACUGAAGGAGUCAGCCAAUCAGAUCCAGUCUCUUUUGAACUCUGUGGAAAGUGCUGUGGACGCCAUUGACGAGCAACACCGCCAGUCCGGUCAUACUCCUGCCAAGACAAGUCCUCGGGUGUCAGAGAAGUGUCAUGACAACGUUGUCCCUGAUUAUCCGCCAAACAACAAAAUCAGUGCCAGGGGAGCUGUCAGGACCAUCAACACUGCCUCAGGUGCAGUGGAGGUAAGGAAAGAGGGUCUGGAUGCCCAAAUCAAUCGCCUGGCUGAACUCAUCGGACGACUGGAGAAUAAAACUGUCUGGUUUGAUCUGCACCAAAGGCUAACAGACACAGAUGGCACCACCAGCGCAUCGUUAUUGCUGAUCCGUCAGGAGAUGGUUGUUUCCCAAAAGAAGCUCGGCGAGUUUUGCGAGGCUCUGAAGCAAUACCUGAAGAAUGUUUCCACUCAAAGGGACUGCUUUCAUGUGACUGCGGUGCGUCUACCAGAUGGUUUGUCCUUUGUGGUCUAUGAGUUCUGGGAUGGAGAGGAGGAGUGGAAAAGGCACCUCCAGUCAGGCCCCAACAAAGCCUUUCAGCAUGUGAAAGUGGACACGCUGUGCCAGCCAGAGACCAUUUCCUCUGUGGCCGUGCCAGCCGCCUGGUGCAGCGUGAACCGGGCCUGAGCAUGAACCACAGCCAACAAGACACCGAGACUCUUGGACGCCACUCCUUCUACCUUUCCUUUGCAUUUCUCCCUCGACCACGUCCCUCGAAAGGUCUUAAUAUACAUGUUUACACGGUGCAAAUGAAUGGUGUCUGCGGCAGUGACUACUGAACAAAGUGCAUUUGACAAAGUGAACAGAAGUACAUUUGCAUCCAACCAUCGUAGUUUGCUGGUCAAUAUUUAUAAUUAUUAUUAUGAGUUGUGUUCUAGCCAGUUGGCGUUUGUCAUGUAGCAUGGACAUCUAUUGAGCUUUUCAUGUAGCAGGUACCUGGGCUACUUUGGAAGGUCUGUUUGGCAAUACAGCAUUGUUUUUAAUCGAUCACAGAAAGCUCAUCCAUGUAGCUUUGACUCUAUAGAAUCUGUUCAUUUCACAUUUGGCCUUGCACACGGAAAUGGUUUGCAAUUUUUGUUGUCGUUUGUAGCCGACCACACAGCCUAUCAUCCACUUUCCUCACAUAAACUAAACAAGGGAGUAUUUAUUCCCCAUAGAAUUUCAGCGCAGACCUCUCUAUAAAGAGUUUGUAUGUUCUCACGUAGAGAUGUCCGAUAAUAUCGGCCUGCCGAUAAAUGCGUUAAAAUAUAAUAUCGGAAAUUAUCGGUAUUGUUUUUUUAUUAUCGUUUUUUUUUUUUUUUUUUUUUUAUUAAAUCAACAUAAAAAACACAAGAUACACUUACAAUUAGUGCACCAACCCAAAAAACCUUCCUCCCCCAUUUACACUCAUUCACACAAAAGGGUUGUUUCUUUCUGUUAUUAAUAUUCUGGUUCCUACAUUAUAUAUCAAUAUAUAUCAAUACAGUCUGCAAGGGAUACAGUCCGUAAGCACACAUGAUUGUGCGUGCUGCUGGUCCACUAAUAGCACUAACCUUUGACAGUUAAUUUUACUAAUUUUCAUUAAUUACUAGUUUCUAUGUAACUGUUUUUAUAUGGUUUUACUUUCUUUUUUAUUCAAGAACAUUUUUUUAAUUUAUUUAUCUUAUUUUAUUUUAUAAUUUUUUUUUUAAUAGUACCUUAUCUUCACCAUACCUGGUUGUCCAAAUUAGGCAUAAUAAUAUGUUAAUUCCACGACUAUAUAUAUCGGUAUCAGUAUCGGUAAUUAAAGAGUUGGACAAUAUCAGAAUAUCGGAUAUCGGCAAAAAGCCAUUAUCGGACAUCCCUAUUCUCACUUUAUUGCCACGGUCCAAAACAUGCAUGUCAGCUUAAUUGACGACUCUAAAUUGUCUGUAGGUGUGAAUGUGAAUGCUAGUUUGUCUAAAGAGUCCAGAGUGUCCCACACCUCUCGCCUAAGUCGGCUGGCACAGUCUCCUGCUCACUUGUGACCCUAAUCAAAAUCAGCAGUAGAAAACAAAAAAAUGUGUGAAAAUACUAUUGAAGCGCUAACAUGUGAGGCAGUGUUAGAACUGUAGCUUUGUACCUAAUGAUCUAAUGAUAACACAUUAUGUUUCUAUAAUAUUUACAAUAAUAUUGAAAGGGAAAAUCAUGAGAUUUUUCAUUUUAUUUCGCUCAUGGUAUUAAAGAAUAAAUAAUGACCAAACACUGGGCCACCUCUGGUGUCUUAAGUCUUGAGAAAAUUCUGCCAGCUGAUCCAAAUGAACAUAGAAACCCCCAGUUUGCUGUAUUCACCAAUGAUGAACCAAUCCAGCAUGAGCAAAUAGCCUUUGCUUUUAACAAAUUAGCGUAUUUACCAGACUGUAAGCCGCACACUAAAUUUCACAAGAAAAAUGAUUUGUUCAUGUAUUAGCCGGACCGGACUAUAAACCGCAGAUAUAUACCAGUGCAUUGGGACAUAGAAAGAUUUUGUAAAUGUUUAUUUACAUACUUUAAUUGUUAGAAAACGCUGCCUUUUACACGGCAGUAAAACGGCUGAUCAAACAAAACAGAAACGUCAUUGAUGUCUUUAUUUAUCCUUCAUGAGAUGAAUAAGAUGUUCUCCUUUUUAAUAAGGUUCACAAUGUUUAUUAAGAGUUAUUAUUCCUUGUACUUUGUAAAUACUUUGAGUUUGAACAGUCUUAAGGUGGAACAUCGUCGUACUUUGUUUCUUUGCUUAAUCCAUUCCAUGAUUUAGCCUUUCGCAAAGAAAAAUUCAUGGAGUAGCCGCACCCUUGUAUAAACUGCAGGGUUCAAAGCUUGGAAAAGAAGUAGCGGCUUAUAAUUAUCACUUAUGCUGUGAAAGCUGUAAGAAUGCUACCAGGCACCAUUAGCACCACCUAUAGCAUUGACACAGGGCAGCCGCUGUUGUUUUUAAUUGGCAGUGUAGUUCUGUGUGCACUAUUAUUACUACUACUACUACUAAAUAAUGCACAUCUUUGCCAUUCCUACCACUCUCACACAAGUCCUCUGGGAUGGAUUUCAGUCCCUUUGACUCUGAGGAUAAGUGGUAAAGAGUAGGGUGCGGUUACACUAGCUUUUAUAACAAUAACAUCUCCCAGCAUGUGCAACUCUUUAAACAUGUUAUUUUGGUCAAGUUACAAAUCUACUCUUAAAUAAAGAAUGCAAUAAACCAUAUUGUUUACUCACACAGUAUUUGUAAAGAGACAUGCAUUGGUCAAUACUACAUUUUUCUUUCUAAAAGUUGGUCGACGAGGCCCACUGACAAAGCGGCGAAAUAACACUCAAACAAAACAUUGGGUGUUUUUUUAGACUAGCUUCACACACUUCUAACCAUAGGAUAGUAAUAUUACUGUCAUAUACUAAAUAAUAUGGUAUUCAAGGACCGUUAUGAUGAUGACUGCUUUGGAAGAUGAAAGAAAUUAAGAUGUGUGUGAAGCCUCCAUGACAUAACCCAGCACCAGCUACAAAGCAAGACUCCAGUAUUCAUAAACAUGUCUAGUUUACAAACAUUUUAAUUGAAUUGGUUGAAUUCAGUAUUUCAAUUGUGAGAUGGGUAGAUUUUUGCAGGCGGCUUUUACCUUGAAACCUAGCGAGAAGAGAUUAAGAAUAUAAGGAUUCGCUUUUGGCACUUUUUGUGUCAUACUUGUCUAAAAUGAUGCUGGGUUGCUUAUUUUAGCGUGUAGAGAUUGUACAUAUGGAAAUUGUGUUAUGAUGUAAAUCUUGUCCGUCGUUUCUCUAUCAGUGGCGUGAUAUUGAUAAGUGCUGUAGCCUCUCAUGAAACCUGUGCUGCAUAGCAUCAGAAACUCCGGAAAGACGCACAAAUCAAUGACAUCGAAUAUAAAAGCCUUAACAAUCGCCAGGGUACUUUUUCUUUUAAUGUUGUUCCCAGAAAAUGUGUUGCUAGUAAGCAACUAAUUCCCACUUAAACAUUUACUCACACGUUUGACUUCUUGAUUCCACACGCUGGAGCAGUCCGGCAAAAACUGUAUUCCCUCAAAUGGUGGUCUUGGUUAUAUAUUCGGUACACCUAACAAAUCAACACCUCUCCACAAAUGAAUGACUCCGUUUUCCCCUGUGGAGAAGCUGAACGUACUAUAGCCGCACUUCUACCAAGCGGUACUUUUUGGUAUGGUACCCUCUAGGGGUGUCUGGAUCCGAUAUCAGCAAAAAAGACAAGUAUCGGCUUACAUGUAAAAUCUCUGAUACAAGCAGUCCUGCAGCGAAACAGCCAGUUGACAUCUAAAUGUCCUCCAGUCAACACGCAAAGUUAUAAAUAAAUAAUAAAUGGGUUGUACUUGUAUAGCGCUUUUCUACCUUCAAGGUACUCAAAGCGCUUUGACACUACUUCCACAUUUACCCAUUCACACACACAUUCACACACUGAUGGAGGGAGCUGCCAUGCAAGGCGCUAACCAGCACCCAUCAGGAGCAAGGGUGAAGUGUCUUGCUCAGGACACAACGGACGUGACGAGGUUGGUACUAGGUGGGGAUUGAACCAGGGACCCUCGGGUCGCGCACGGCCACUCUACCACUGCGCCACGCCGUCCCUGUUGGUCUUUUCAUGUAUUUUAGUGAAGUCAUUUACAAAAGGUAAACAUGGUGGGCGACAGGCUACUAGGAGCUAGCAACGACACAGCCGCUAAGCACAAAAGUAUCCAGUAACAAAUGUGUCCGCAUCAUCAAACUUCCUCUGAUGACCUUAAUUUUAUUAAUUAUUGUGACCACUGCGUGUUGUCAAAAAACAAACUAUCACUCCACUUCCAGAGCACAAAACUGUCAUAAGGUUAGUGUUUGUUGUAUAACUACCAUUGUUCUUGGAGUGACUUCACUUGCUCAAGUCUUUAACAUUGCACACUAGAAAAAAUAAAUGUGCUAUACAACAUGCUGAUACAGUAUCUUAUGGGAUUCAUAUCGGUAUUGACCAGUACUAAAGGUUCCAAUAUCAGUAUCAUAUCGGAAGUAAAGAAGUUGUAUUGGGACACCCCUAAUAUCCUCCACCUAGUGAG
Molecule: messenger RNA, 5755 nt
Organism: Nerophis lumbriciformis (worm pipefish)
Lineage: Eukaryota; Metazoa; Chordata; Actinopteri; Syngnathiformes; Syngnathidae
Gene: necab2
Product: N-terminal EF-hand calcium binding protein 2
Biological process (GO): regulation of amyloid precursor protein biosynthetic process
Cellular component (GO): cytoplasm
Molecular function (GO): calcium ion binding
Source: RefSeq, a predicted model, not a curated record